CCAGCCCAACGCCAAAUAAACCCAAACACCGCGUGUGCUCUCUUUCUCUUCGCUUCUCUUCUCCUCUUUCAAGAGGGAGAGAAUUUUGAUGCUUUUUCACCUCAGCCUUCUAUACCUUUCUUCUCCGAUUCAACAAACCAAACCCCUUUUCAUACUUUCUCAUGCGCCGCUAAUACAAGCAAGCAAUCUUUUCCUGAGAGACCCUUUUGGACUUUUUGGCGGUUAUACUCUAGUGAAGUUGAUUUUAGCGAUCAGGAUUUGGGGACAGAGAUAUGAGGGGCGAGGAUCAAUCGAGGUCUCUGUUCGGCAUUUCUCUUUCUGAUCGACCUAAAUGGCAGCAAUUCCUUAUCUGUUCUUCUGGGUUCUUCUUUGGUUAUCUUGUUAAUGGCAUUUGUGAGGAAUAUGUGUAUAACCGGCUUCAGUUCAGCUAUGGCUGGUAUUUCACUUUUGUGCAAGGAUUAGUGUACCUGGUGCUCAUAUACUUUCAGGGUUUCACCGUUAAGCAAAUGGUGAACCCAUGGAAAACUUAUGUGAAACUCUCUGCUGUCCUUAUGGGUUCUCAUGGAUUGACCAAGGGUUCCUUGGCCUUCCUUAACUAUCCAGCCCAAAUCAUGUUCAAAUCAACCAAGGUACUACCAGUCAUGGUAAUGGGUGCAUUUAUUCCAGGCCUGAGAAGGAAAUAUCCAUUUCAUGAAUACAUCUCUGCCCUGCUUCUAGUUAUUGGUCUGAUUCUUUUCACCUUAGCAGAUGCUCAAACUUCACCAAAUUUUAGUAUAAUUGGUGUUAUAAUGAUCUGUGGUGCUUUAGUUAUGGAUUCUUUAAUGGGGAACUUGCAAGAAGCAAUUUUUACCAUGAAUUCUAGCACAACUCAGAUUGAGGUGCUAUUCUGCUCAACAGUAGUAGGUUUGCCUUUCUUGAUUCCACCAAUGAUCUUGACAGGGGAGCUGAUUAAGGCCUGGAAUUCUUGUUCUCAACAUCCUUAUGUGUAUGGGGUGCUAGUAUUUGAAGCAAUGGCCACAUUCAUUGGGCAAGUGUCUGUUUUAUCUCUCAUUGCUAUUUUUGGGGCUGCAGCCACUGCCAUGAUAACAACAGCUAGAAAGGCAGUCACCUUGUUACUGUCAUACAUGAUAUUUACGAAGCCAUUAACGGAGCAGCAUGGGACAGGGCUACUGCUCAUAGCCAUGGGAAUAAUAUUGAAGAUGUUGCCAGAUAACAAACCCCCCAGUAAGCAGGGGAAGUCACAUUUGAAAGAAGAUAAAAGUCAUGUUGAUAAUAGAGAAGGUGAAGAAGAUGAAGAAAAUCAGCCCUUAGUGUGAAGAAUGAAGAUCAAGCUCAUAAUUUAUUUGUUCUUUUCUUUCUUUCUUUCUUUCUUUCUUUUUGCUUCUAAUCUAAUAUUUGGUUUCUCAUUACACUCGAGGGGUAGUCAGAGGAUAGAAACAACAAAAGUAUAUCGGGGAAGAAGAAAAGAGAGUAUAGUGAAGUUAGCCAAAAGCCAGUUGUAAUGUAAAAUGAUGGGGUGAAAUUAAUUUUUUUUACAAAAAGUUUUUUGAAAACUGAAUUUAAUUUAUUAAUUACAAGAGCAAUCUUUUGUCA
Molecule: messenger RNA, 1593 nt
Organism: Hevea brasiliensis (rubber tree)
Lineage: Eukaryota; Viridiplantae; Streptophyta; Magnoliopsida; Malpighiales; Euphorbiaceae
Product: UDP-galactose/UDP-glucose transporter 4
Exons: 7
Coding region: 273-1316 (347 amino acids)
Biological process (GO): transmembrane transport
Cellular component (GO): endoplasmic reticulum membrane; Golgi membrane
Molecular function (GO): transmembrane transporter activity
Source: RefSeq, a predicted model, not a curated record